Molecule: messenger RNA, 2782 nt
Organism: Pseudogymnoascus verrucosus
Lineage: Eukaryota; Fungi; Ascomycota; Leotiomycetes; Thelebolales; Thelebolaceae
Exons: 4
Coding region: 107-2782 (891 amino acids)
Source: RefSeq, a predicted model, not a curated record
UUCCAAGUAGUGCCAUCUCUACCGGAAAUACCGUAUGACCAGCCGGUUCAAGGCUCACAACUUGCGAAGAGAAUACUCAAAGUAGGUGAAGUCCGUUAUCGAAAGGAUGACCUCACUCCUUCCGGUAGGACAACUCGAGUCUCUUGGUUUACCGGGACAAAGCUACGACCUAUGUCUUACACCAUCAAUUCUGAAUGUUCUCAAUCGAAAUGGCACAAAGUUAUUGCCAGAUGCAGAAGUGGUAUUUUCUGAAACAGGUGGUUUUCUAGAUUACAAGAACGAUGGUAAUUUAUGGUCGCCUUCGGCUUUGGUAUUUUAUGAUCCAACCGCAAAUGCUUCACCUGCAGUAGAACUUGCUUCUGCUCAAGAAUCUUUUUUUUCUCCUCAGAGCAUACAGAAUGCAUUCGGAGCCAGUUUUAUCAUCCGCUACGACUACUACUACCUUGAAACUUCAUCUACGCAAGACCCUCUGGGAAAUACCCUAACCGGCAACCUGGACUAUCGAACGCUGAGACUUCAAAAAAUCACAGACGAGAAUGGCAAUAUCUCCCAGGUAGCCUUUGACGCUCUUGGAGGAGCAGUCGGUGUGGCAGUUAUGGGUAAACAAGGAGAGAAUAGAGGCGAUACCCUUGACGGCUUUCGUCCCAAUCUGACCAACGAUGAACUUGAUCAAUACUUUGCCGACCCAACUGCAACAGGCAAGACUUUGUUAGCUGGAGCAACUUCCCGCGUCAUCUACGACGUCAAUUCAUUUUACAGACGUGGACCAAGUGUCGGUAUGCGGUCAUCACACGUCGUUCGUGAGGCCCAUUUACACGACCCUGCUGGUAAAGCCAUCAGAAUCCAAGUCUCAAUUCAAUUUAUGGACGGCAACGGUCAAAGCAUCCAAGAAAAGGCAUCGGCAGAACCGGAUCCAGCAAAUCCAGGUAAUGCGUCGCACAGGUGGCGAUGCUCAGGCUGGGUCGCCCUCAACAACAAGGCUUUACCUGUGCAGGUGUUUGAGCCCUUUUACACCUCCUCUGCUGCUCUGGAACUGAACGCUAUUGCGGGAAACAGCACAAUUGAGGUGUACGAUGCUGGUCUGGGGGCAUGGAAAAGUGAAAGUUGGGAUGCGAACGACACCGUUCUCUCGAGCCCUGAUGAAGACCCAGAUAUUGCACCUUUGAUCAAGUCCCUCCCGACCUCCCGCUAUUUGCCAACGUGGUACGAACAGAGAGACACUAGACUUCUCGGCGCUGAGGAACAGGCUGCCGCUAAGAAGGCGGCAUUGUGCAAUAACACUCCGACAGUGUCUCAUAUGGACUCGAUGGACAAUGCCUUCCUGGAAGUGAGGAUGAACGAGGGUGGCGAAACUACGUCGACACGGAGUUUAUACGACAUUGAAGGCAAGGUUUUCAGGUUAGUUGACGCUCAGGGCCGGAUUGUUAGUGAGAGCAUCUUUGAGAUGAGUGGGCUUGAACUCAAUUCCAAAUCCAUGGACUUCGGCCCCCGCUACCGUGUUCGUUUCGGUUAUGAUAUUCUUCGGCGUGUCACGAAACGGUACAUCCUAAAUUCUGACGAAAGAGUGUCUGAGUAUCUCGACGCCAAGGUUGUUUACAGAGAAGAAAGCCAGCAGCCAGAUCCAGAAUUUCGCAAUUUUCGUAAGAAAGAAUAUCAAGUGUUUGAUCAAGCUGGUACGGUGACCAACCUUGAAUUCUAUUUCAAGGGCAACCUACUCCGGGAACAGCGUCAAUUUGCCAAGGACUACAAAUCCAAUCUCGACUGGUCUGAUGACACAAACAUUGAAUCAGAACCCGAUAUUUAUCUGAAUUCGACCACGUACGACGCGCUGAAUCGUAUUGUUACGACCACGACUCCAGAUCUUAGCACUCUCAGAACCACUUUUCUUCCGGGCAGUGGUCUGCUAGGUGCCAUUGACGUCAAUCUCAUUGGUGAACAACAAGGGACGAACACAGUAUGGACAAAUUUCGUCACGAGUGAUGAAUACGACGCAUACAGUCGAAGAAUCGUUCGACUGAAUGGCAACCCAGUGCAAAUCACCGACACUUAUGAUCCUCAAACCCAGAAUGUGACGAGAUCACAGGUACGAAGUUUGGCAGCAGGGGUAGAGGUCUAUCAGGACAAUGCGUACACGUACGAUCCCGUUGGGAAUACCACCUACGUUGCGGAUGCAGCCCAUCCACCUACAUUUCUCCGCUCUGGCCCUGUUGACGCUCACCUGGAAUUCACCUACGAUGCGUUGUAUCGACUUACUGAGUCGACAGGACGAGAGCACGUGGGCCAGACUAGAGGCAAUCCUCCUGGUCCUCCUUCUUCGCCAAAUCUUGGGCCUGACGCCAACACAGACGAUAACGCUUUAGCAAAAUAUACAGAGAGCUAUUCUUAUGACACGUGUGACAACUUGAUAUCUGUUCGACAUCAAAUUGGCGACCCUCACUAUCCAGGUUGGAAGCGGACGUGUCAGUACAACAAUCCAAGUGCCCUCAGAGAUGGAAGGUCUACCGCCAAAGGUAACAGACUUAGUUCUUCGACCGUCGGGAACAGGAGCGAGAACUAUAGGUUUGACAACCAUGGCAACAUGGUCUCAACGUCUUUUUCUAAUCUGUCUCAAAUGACGUGGGACUGUUUUAACCGACUGCGCAGCUCGUCACGUCAAUUGCUUGCGGUUGGCAACUCCGAGACCACUUGGUACGUUUACGACCUCGACGGCAACCGGGUUCGGAAAGUCACCGAACGUGCCUCUCAGCGUGGUGCUGCCAGUCGCAAGCUGAAUGAGCAGUGA